AUGGAGGAUAUCGAAGAAAAUAUUGAACAAAAUUUAGAAAAUAAGGAAUUGGAUGAUUAUAAAUUGAAAGAGAAUGAAUUAGAAAAGAAUGAAUCAGAGGAGGAUGAAUCAGAGGAGAAUGAAUCAGAAGAGGAUGAAUCAGAGAAGGAUGAAUUAGAGCAGAAUGAAUCAGAGCAGGAUGAAUUAGAGGAGGAUGAAUUAGAGGAGGAUGAAUUGGAGGAGGAUGAAUUAGAGGAGGAUAAAUUAGAGGAGAAUGAAUCAGAAAGUAGUGAAAAAAUAAAUUUUGAAUCAGAAAAGAAUUUUGAUAAUGUUGAAUUUAAUA
Molecule: messenger RNA, 322 nt
Organism: Racocetra fulgida
Lineage: Eukaryota; Fungi; Glomeromycota; Glomeromycetes; Diversisporales; Gigasporaceae
Source: the annotation of a GenBank genome assembly